This is a messenger RNA of Ricinus communis (castor bean), 2643 nucleotides long. RefSeq names its product myb family transcription factor EFM. The record is from RefSeq and is a predicted model, not a curated record. NCBI's taxonomy places the organism in Eukaryota, Viridiplantae, Streptophyta, Magnoliopsida, Malpighiales, Euphorbiaceae. The coding region runs from base 950 to 2374 and encodes 474 amino acids. The transcript is spliced from 4 exons. Gene Ontology annotation, biological process: regulation of DNA-templated transcription. Gene Ontology annotation, molecular function: DNA-binding transcription factor activity; DNA binding.
CGAUGUGAGCCACAUGUACCAAAUUCACUAAAAAGAUUAUAGUUAACGAUGUAGGAAAAAAUUAUAAUUAGGAUGCCGAUGAAUGGAUAUCUUAUCUUUGAUAAAAGCUCAAAUGGGUGUUGAUUUAUAAUGCAUUUCGAAGCUAUAAACAUGCAUAUUGCUUAAAACCAAACCUAUAAUGAUGAGACUUUACAUGGGAAAGUUUAAAAGAUUAUACACAGUUGGUGAGAAUUUAAUUUAAAAGUAGAAGAAGAAUCCUAGCAUUAUAGGCUAAGUUGAUAAAUGAAAAAGAAAAAUGAAAAAUUAAAAAAGGAAAAAAAAAAAAAAAAGAAGAAGAAAAGAAAAGGAGAAUAACAGUGGGGAAGAAGAAUCAUCUUUUAAAUUGAUGUAUUUGAAUAUCGUACAAAAAGACUCUUAUACUACACCAAAGGUUCAAAAAUCAGGCUCUAAGCACAUGACCAUUGUAGUGUCAGACUCUUGAUUCCUUCUUUCAGAGAGAAAGAAAGAGAACCAGUUCUCUCUCUCUCUCUCUCUCAUUUAUUUUUAUUUAUUUAUGUAGCUUUUUUCUGCCUUUGUUCUUUGCAAGAAGUUACCAUCCCUCUUUAAUAGCUUUUCCUUUUCUUCUCUCUCUAAACCCUACUUUAUUCCUUCUUGAACUCACCUCUAAAAAAGGAAGACUAUCCUUCACUCGAUCCUCCUUGUGUUCACAAACAACAAUUUCUUCCUUUCUCUCUCUCUCUCUAACUCACUUGAAACUUAAACCUAGAAAGCAAGAGGCCAGACAGACCCCAUCUUUUGCUCUUGUUUGUUCCUACAUAUCCUAUAUUCUUGUUUUUAGCAUGAACGUUGAAGACAAGACUGUGUUUUUUGAGUAGAGAGAUCUUCUCUUUUCUUUAUUUUUCUUUCUUUUGGUUUUCUUGCUGCUGUUUAAUUUGUUAAAAGAAACGAAAUGGCCUCUCCUUCUGAACUAACCCUUGAUUGCAAACCUCAUAGCUAUUCUAUGCUAUUAAAAUCUUUCGGAGAUCAGAAUGACCACACUCAAAAGCUUGAAGAAUUUCUCUCCCGCCUGGAGGAAGAAAAACUCAAGAUUGAUGCUUUCAAGCGCGAGUUGCCUCUUUGCAUGCAACUUCUCACCGACGCUGUGGAAACUUCAAGACAGCAAUUACAAGCCUAUAGAGCAAAUCAAGGGCCCAGGCGAAUUCUUGAAGAAUUCAUGCCACUCAAGAACUCUACUUCCGAAACCUUAGAUAAAUCCUCAAACAUGUCUGAUAAGGCAAACUGGAUGACAACAGCACAACUUUGGAGCCAAGAAAGCAAUGAAAUAAAGCCUCAAACAACGUUCAAUUCCCCAAAAGAAACCAAUAUAGGAUUCAAUGUUAGUCCCAAGCUAGGUUUAGACACCAAGCAAAGAAAUGGAGGAGCUUUCCUUCCAUUCUCAAAGGAAAGAAACUUGUGCCCAAGCCCAACCCUAGCCCUUGCUUCUACUGAUAAGGAAUUAAUGGAAGACAAGAAAUGUUUAGAAACUGAAAAUGGGCUUUCUUGUUCAAAAAGAGACAAUUCUAGUAAGGUUAGCAAUGGUGGGAUCAUGAUUGAGCACGGAAAAGGAAAUGGUAAUCUAGCAUCAUGUGAUGGGCAACCAACAAAUACUGGCACUGGUAAUAAUAGCACAAAUACUUCAACCACAACUCAAACUCAUAGGAAGGCAAGGAGGUGUUGGUCCCCUGACUUGCAUAGGAGAUUUGUGAAUGCUCUGCAAAUGCUUGGAGGUUCGCAAGUUGCUACACCAAAACAAAUAAGGGAGCUAAUGAAGGUUGACGGUUUGACCAAUGAUGAAGUUAAAAGCCAUCUGCAGAAAUAUAGGCUUCAUACAAGGAGACCUAGUCCAAGCCCACAAGCACCUGGAGCCCCAACACCACAGCUCGUUGUUCUAGGAGGCAUCUGGGUCCCACCAGAGUAUGCCACUGCAGCUCACGGUGGGACCCCAACCCUCUACGGCACCCACCACCACCCAGUCUCCCAUGCACCACCACCUCACUUUUGUGCGGCACCACCUGUGCCACAAGAUUUUUACACUGCAGCAGCAGCAGCUGGAGCAACAACGCCGCCGCUGCCACCACCUCACCACCAGCUGCACCACCAUACCCUCCACCACCAGCUUCAUAUGUAUAAUAAGGCCACAUCACAGGCUCAUAGCUCGCCGGAGUCUGAUAUAAGAGGCACUGGAGAUCGGUCUGAGAGCAUUGAAGAUGGGAAGUCAGAAAGUAGCAGCUGGAAAGCUGAGAGUGGUGAGAAUGGUGGAGAGAGAAAAGGGUUGGCUGCUUUCAGAGAAGAUGGUGAAGAAAGCAAUGGAAGUGAAAUUACUCUCAAGUUUUAGGGCACUGGUAAUAUUAGGGUUAGGAUUAGGAUUUAGGUUAAUUAAAUUGCAAGUUUCUAAUUUGUUAUUAUAUGGUACGUAUUAAUUCUAUUGUAAUAUUUUUCUGUCAAAUAUAUUAGGGAGAGAGAGAGAGAGAGAGAGAGAGAGAGAGAGAGAGUAAAAAAGAAAUAGAGAGAGAGUAAAAAGGGCACAAUGAGAAAUUGAGUGUUUUGUUUUGUCUUCAUAACGAGCUUGACAAAGAUUGAAUGAAAACAUUGGAUUAUUAGUUC